Molecule: messenger RNA, 2270 nt
Organism: Paramacrobiotus metropolitanus
Lineage: Eukaryota; Metazoa; Tardigrada; Eutardigrada; Parachela; Macrobiotidae
Exons: 4
Coding region: 88-2091 (667 amino acids)
Source: RefSeq, a predicted model, not a curated record
UUAACUCGCAGUCUAUUUCCGACUUAUAUAUGGUCGCGCCGGGUGUUUUUGCAUGCGAAUGAUAUUUUACAAAAAUCAAAUUCCAUAAUGCUGAAACUCGUACUCGCUCUGACGAUUGUGGCAGCGGCGCUGGCCGACACCAAAAAUUUCAAACCCAACUGCAACCACGAAACUACCGGUUUCGCCGAAUUCAACACCGCAUACUGCAAAUUUUACAGCUGUGAUGGCGGUCAACAACUGCGCCUGGAGUGCCGAAACGCAGGGGUCACCGAUGGCAACAGCAUGAAUAAUCACGUCCGUGAUGUCCUGGCUAACUAUUACCGGCGAGCCACGCAGCCGGGGGGAACACAGCCGCUGUUGCACCUGCAACUGUAUGGCCGGUUAUACAACAACGGCCGGAACGAACCGUUUACGGUCAACAGUGGUCUCCUCGGACUCUCCGCGGCACUCAUUCACCGCAUGUCCAUCGACACCCACUUUCUUACUUCUAUUUCAUCCGGCAGCACAUUCUGGUCCACCAUGCCGAACCUGAAAAUUGUGGAGAUUACGGUGCAAGAUACGAAUGGAAAUCCCCCGCCGACGUUUUUCGCCGGCGCGGACGCCCUGGAAAGCCUGCACCUGGAUCUCGGCGCAGCGCGGGAUUAUAAUUUCACCAGCCAGGUCAUCGAUCUGAAAUCCCUGCAGUGUUUUAAUCUGCGAGGGACCCGCUUUGUUUGUGAUUGUCAUAUGAUGGAAUUUAUGCGCCGGUCGCCGGCUUGGAGAAUGACCACUGACUACGAGAAUCCGCUGCUGGACGACGAUAUCUGGCAGUGCGGAACCCAUACCGGCGCGAAGUGCGGCGCCACGAUUCCCUCCCAUAACGGUAAAGCGUUGAACAACUUCAACUUCCCCGAUUGUCCGCAUAUUCCCUUCGUAUCCACCAUCCUUGGGGCGGCACCGCUGGCCGGAUCGCAAGUCUCCUGUGAUUACGAGAAUUUGCGUAUUAAGCUACGUAAUAUGGGAAUUGUGAAUCAUCUGAGUUUCCGGUUAAACGGUGACGCUGAUCCGCGUUGCGGAGGCACACUUAAAGCCGGGGUCAUCCAUUUCGACGUACCGGCAUCGGAAUGCGGAACCAAUGUGACUAUCAACCGUCAGGCCAAGUCAGUGUUGUAUCAAAAUAAGGUGGUGAUAACGCGCAAGACAAGCGGGACGGUGAUAACGAACCCCAGCGCACAGACGGUAUCCGGGAAAGUAGUGCCCAUUGAAUGCCGGUUGAAUCAGUAUGGUGAUUUGUCGCAGCAGUUCCAAGCUCCGUACCAGAUUUAUCCCAAACAACAUUGGGACGGUCGUGUGAGAAUCAAAAUGGAUGUUCUGCCUUCAACAUCAAUCUGGGGUGGAUUUGCUUUUGACCUUACGCUGGACACGACGGCUGCCGGCAACUGGUCCAUGUCCGUAGAAGACUGUUGGGCCACACCCACUAAUAACCCAUCUGAUGCCCUUCGCUACGAUAUUAUUAAAAGCGGCUGUUUCGUGGAUCCGACUGUCCACAUGGAAUCCCAAUCCGGCGACCAGUACAUCCGUCAAACCUACACACUGGAUGAAUUCCAGUUUUCUUCAACCCUAAACGCCCAGGUGUUCAUCCACUGCGAGGUGGAACCCUGCCAGAAGGGCAACGGCUACUGCAAGUUAACCCAGGAAGAACGCUGUGCUGCGCUGCAUACCACGCCCAUCGCACCAUCCACCGUCGCAACCACCACCACCAGCGAACCAGCGACCUUUACCGUAUUGACUACCAUAGAAACUACUACCGUACUAGAAUAUACAUCAACUGAGCACCAGACCGAUCCCACGACAACAGAAAAGCUUACAGAACCCACCGCGACCGUCGAGCAUCUUAACGAUUCCACAGGCAAAGACCAACCUGCUGAACUACUCACUGUUCCAACGCUUGAACCCGUACCACGUACCGAAGAUACUGCCGUAGAUCAGUGGGAACUGCUUGGGCGUGGUCAUCGUUUUCGGCCAGAUCCCUAUGUUCGACCUUAUCUCGCUACUAAGCAUCGUUUGGUGGGCCACAUAAUUCCUGGAUCAGUGACAACCAAGCGCCGAUAAUGGAUGUUCUGCGGUAUAUGCCUUCCUGGUUAUGAAAAACGGAAAGUUUUAUUACGCGCUCUGUUGUUGAAUAAAAAUCUUUUGUUUUUUUACAUACUUCUACAAGUUUUACUCAAUCAAAGGCGAAAGCCGGCAAGGCAUGCAACAGCAGUACGUUGCAUAUUAAUUUGAUACUGACA